This is a messenger RNA of Planococcus citri (citrus mealybug), 1144 nucleotides long. It is a transcript of the gene PIG-C, whose product is annotated as phosphatidylinositol glycan anchor biosynthesis class C. The transcript has a single exon. Lineage: Eukaryota; Metazoa; Arthropoda; Insecta; Hemiptera; Pseudococcidae. The record is from RefSeq and is a predicted model, not a curated record. Gene Ontology annotation, biological process: GPI anchor biosynthetic process. The coding region runs from base 216 to 1079 and encodes 287 amino acids. Gene Ontology annotation, cellular component: glycosylphosphatidylinositol-N-acetylglucosaminyltransferase (GPI-GnT) complex; membrane.
UGUUUUCUUUUGAUAACAAAAUAUCAACAAAUUUCAAUUUUUUCUAAAAAAUUUAAAUUUUCGUUGUAAAUGUUUCAUAGAAGAAAAAUAUAAGAAGAAUUUACUCGUUACAGUGACCCAGUAAUGUUCUUCCUUUCAACAUCUGUCAUCGUAGAUAGUUUAUUCAACCGUAUUUGUAAGUUACUCUACGUUGAAACUUUCAAAGACUAAUCUAAAUGACAGUUGCAGCGAGCAGAAGACCAUGGAGAAAAAACCUAUACGAGAAUAAAGACUAUCCAGAUAACUACACCGACGAGUCAUUCCUCGACGAACUGAAGAAAAACCUUCACAUACGAACGGUAACAUUUAAAGAAGCCUGCUUCGGUGCCGGACUUCUCACUCAGCAGAUAUGUGUAGUUGUCAUCUUCGCUUGCACAUUCGUAUACCUUUACAACGAAUGGAUAGAUCCGGUGAAUUUAAUCAUCUACACAGAUGCUACAGUACUAUUAGCAUAUUGCCUGUUAUUCCAUGGCCAAUAUGAUUUCAUGAAUUUAUGUAGAACGUCUUGCAUUUACACCAUAUGCAGCUAUAUGCUAUCACCAUUGCUGAAAACAUUGACCGAAACAAUCGAUACAGAUACAAUUUACUCUACUACCGUAAUAAUGAUGCUAAUCCAUUUAAUAUUUUUCGAUUACGGUGUACCGGCUUUAAUCGUAUCCAGUUCUUUAUCAUUAAAUGCGGCGAUAUUCGGAGCUGUUUGUUUAGCAUCGAGACUUCCACUGUGUGUUUCUGUUACUGCAUUUGUUCACGUUACCGUUCAGUGUUUCGCAUUGGCUCCAUUAUUUUUAACCAAAGUUGGAUUUUCUUUUUAUAACCUUGUAUUAGAAAUUAGCGUUACUGCCUCUAUUUUAUACUCCAUUUCCGGCGUGAUGACUAUAUUCUAUUUCCUAGUAGUAUUUUUCAUAAAUGUUAUUUGCCCUUAUUUAUUUAUCAAAUGGUAUUCGUACAAAGAGAACAUAUACGGUCCUUGGGACGAAGCUAUUAUUAACGUUUCGGGCAGUCCGAGUUUCAAACAGAAACUACAAUGUUUUAAUUCUUAAUUUAUAUUCUGGUCUGUGAUAUUUACAUGUUGUUUAGAAUUAAGUAUUACAUGCUUUUUCAAGUA